UAAAAGACCACUCUUUGACAAACCCUUAUUGAUUAUAAAGAACAAAAUAACAUCCAAAUAAAGACCACUUGUUUAUAAAAGACAUUGGGUUUCUCCCUUGGAUGGCCUAUGUUCACAGGGUUUACUGUAUUUGUGUUUAUUUAAGACAGCACAACUGUAUUAUUUAAUACAUAGCUGUAUUGAAAAAAGGUGAUACAUACGAUAAACACCUAUUAUCAAUACCAUUCAUUAUCAUGGCUGUUCAAAAUCAAUGUUACGAUCUUUUAUAAUGGAUUCACGCAAUUAAGACUGUAAUUAAAUUUCCGUAAAUUGAAUACUAAACUAUCCAAUACUGUGAAGCACGCCCAUUUAACUUAUUUCUGAAAAUCACUCUAAAUGCCUGGGUAUUUAAAAAUGCAAUAACAAAACAGGAGGACCUGUUCAAUGUAUUUCUACUCGAUAUAUAAAUUAGCUAUCAAGCAUGGUGAUUUAAAAGCCGGACUGAUAUAUCAGUAAACUUCAAUUAAGACAAUCAAAAAAAUAUCCUAUCGUUCAAUUGAAAUAGGCAAUUUACAUCUACCAUUAUAGAACUACAGAGGGCGAAAAAAACAAUGGAAUUAUAAACCUAAUAUCAAUGCAUGGCGUACAAAAGGACAAUAUUUUAAUGAAUACAAGAAUAUUUCUAUCUCUCAGAUUGGAAUGAUUUGAUAAGUUUUUGUACAAACAGUAAUACUUGAGUUGUUAGAUAUAAGAAUAUCAAUAAAAUGGGUCUAACUUGAUCGAAAUUUGUCUCCAUUUAUAGCAAUGGAGAGAAAAUGGGACUUAUUUCAAUGUCACUAGAUUUCUCAACUGGAUAUCAAAUAAAAGAUGACAAUGUUAUAUGUGUGAGAUGGAUUUAAGACGUUUAAACAUGCAUCCAUUACCAACAUCUCAACAUUUUUCAAAUAUACGUACAGACGAUGACAUAACUGCUGCCGUAACAAACUUCUUGCACAAUGAAGGCUCGAACCUUCACGGCAAAACCUGGCAGGAUACAACUGCUGAAGUCACUAAAUGGCUUGCAAGUCAGAUCCAACGCGAGCGUGAGGGUUGGCGUCAAAAGACCCGUGCAGCCAUGCAAGAGAUCGAGAAUCAUCGGAAAGAAGUGCUGAAAUUUCAAGCAAUUAUUCAGGAGUCAGUUGAACACAUGAAAAUUCUUGUAGAAUGUUGUAACCUACCGGAAGAGACCAUUUCUCAGAUAUCUGAACAAGAACCGAGACGGGCACUACCAAUGUAUAUAGAAUGUUUAACGGAAACUUUAAACUCGUUGAUGGAAGAUAGGAUUCUUUGUCUACAGAUUUUAAAAGCAGACGAGAGGUCAUCACAAGCUAGUUUACCUAGUCUACUUAAAGCUUAUAUUGAGGCUUUAAAACACCAUGCCGAACGGGCUCAUAAAGAGGCCAAGAACAGACUUGAAUCUCUUGAGUCGGUUAAUAAACAUAGUUUCUCUGAACUUGCAAAGAUGAAAAAAGCUAUUCAUAGGAAACAAGAAGAAGUUGAAAAACUACAUUCUAAACUGCAAGAAAUUCAGGAAGUUACAAUGAAAAAGUUUAAAGAAGUGAAUGACAUACAAAUUACAAAAGAUGAUAGGGAAUUUGAUGAUCAAUCUUCUCAAACUGACUUUCCGAUAACAUCUAAAACAAAAUCAAAUGAACGCCAUUCUUCCCCAUCAUCUUUGUAUAGUGCUCCAACACCAGUUCCACCAGCUGACCAGAAAAAUAUACAUAUUUCUGCAGAGAGACUGUCUAAAUUACGUAGAAGUGCCAAAAAGCUUGAAAACUCUCUGAAUGAUGCUCUGUCCCAAAUGGACACGUUCCGUAGUGGAAUGAAACCCACAAAAGUCACUCAAUCAAAUAUGUUCGGUACUCCAAGACCUUUCGGUCUACAAAACCUUCCCGAUGUUCCUGCAAACCUCAAAAAAGAAAUGAAACUCUUACCAUCGCCAAUGCACAUGUGGUCGACAAAAUUUGAAAUCAGCGGACCAAAAGUUCAUGAUGCGGAACUUGAACAAAUUAAGCAAAUCGAAAGAGAAAAGGAAGAGCGUAAAAGAAAAGCGAAAGAAAAGAGAAGGGAGGCUAUUCAGAACAGUCAAGAGAGGCUUGUUCAUUCGCAGCAAGAAGUGCCAACAUUUCGAUCUUUGAUGAAAUCAUUAGAUGAAGUAAAGAAGACCAAAGGGCGAAAUGUAAAACCAGUUGGACAAGUAACAAAAUGUCUUAGGUGUAAUAAAUUGUUUACAUUAAAUGAUAACCACAAAAAAUCUUGCAACUAUCAUCCUAAAGGUAAGGAAAGAAUAGAGCAGUAUUCGGACAGGGGAAAGCUAGUGAAGGUUACUUAUGUUUGGAAAUGUUGUAUGAUGGGGCCAGAUAACCCAGGAUGUACAUACGGACAACAUGUCUAGUGCGCUUAAACAAUUCUAUUAUAAAUUUUAGGAUAUUUAAUGGUUUCCAUGAUUUUUUUUCUUUAUCAACAUAAUUUUUUUUAUUACACAAUUUGUUUGCCUCUGAGGUUAACAUUUUGGCAUAAUUUAAAACACCUUAAAUAUUUCAAUUUGUACUAAGUUUUUUGACAUGUUUAUCUCAUCAAACAUUUCUUUUUCAUUUGACAGAAUCAUGCAACGUUCAGUAUUGAUCUAAUGCAUAAAUGAUGUUUUCAUACAAACUAUCUUGUUCAACAAAAAAAGAUUCAAUAACGGUUCAUUAAAAAAGUAUGAAGUCAACAUUUUGGCAUAAGUUUAUUGUCAUAUUUAUCUCAUCUGUUUUCUUUUGAAAGAAUUAUGCAAUGUAUCGUCUUGAUCUACCAUAAAAUUCCUAUUAAACGCCCCCGGGGGCUAAACAUUUUCCAAAAGGGGGGCUAUUAUUACAACACGUUUUUCUUAAAUCCAAAAAUCAUUGAAAAUACAUUUAGUGUAACAUGGGUUGGUAAUAACAUUAAAAUGUGUUAAGAUUUUAAAGUUCAUGUGAUACAUUUUUGUGUUUACUAUGAAAUUAAAUGGAUUCUGAAGGAGUUGAAUAAAAUUACGGAUUUAUGAGCAGAUUUUUUUCCAUA
This is a messenger RNA of Ruditapes philippinarum (Manila clam), 3063 nucleotides long. RefSeq lists its product as uncharacterized. The transcript has 2 exons. The record is from RefSeq and is a predicted model, not a curated record. The coding region runs from base 860 to 2416 and encodes 518 amino acids. Lineage: Eukaryota; Metazoa; Mollusca; Bivalvia; Venerida; Veneridae.